This is a messenger RNA of Stylophora pistillata, 1321 nucleotides long. RefSeq lists its product as uncharacterized. The record is from RefSeq and is a predicted model, not a curated record. NCBI's taxonomy places the organism in Eukaryota, Metazoa, Cnidaria, Anthozoa, Scleractinia, Pocilloporidae.
AUCAAGGACUGCUGCCUAUUUCAAGAAGCUUCGUAAAUGGAGGAAGUCUAACCCUGUCGAACGUCUCUACACAAGACAGUGGUUCCUAUCUGUGUGCUGCCACAAACAUUCGGGGCAGCAAAUCAUCUGCACUUCACCUCCAAGUGUAUUCAACUCUCAAAUUCACCAUCAACCCGUCGUCGAAUGCGACAGUGAAGGCCAAUGAAAGUCUCACGCUGCCUAGUUCUGCCUUUAGCGACCUGACACCAACGAUGUCGUGGGUAUUUAAUGGCACCUCGUCAUUACCCUCAAGCGUGGUUAUUGAUUCCUCCAAUAACUUGACAGUUUCAUCUGCUAACUUCACCCAUGAGGGUACAUACACUUGCCGUGCGUCUAAUGCAUUCAGCUCAAUUCAAACAAAUGUCAUUAUUUAUGUCAAUUACCCUGAAACCUGCACCAAAGUAAAGGUCAACAUCAGCGACGUCAGUGGUGAUGACUCCAUUGAUCCUGACGGUAUUCUUGGUGAGAAUCCAUUUCCUGUUUUCUGUAACAUGAUUGACAAAGGUGGUGUUGGAGUGACAGUUGUCAGUCAUGACAGCGAGAAGAGGACACAUGUAGAUGGUUUUAAGCCGGUUGGUUCAUAUUCCCUCGACAUCGAUUACAACCCCACCAGCAUUUCGCAAUUGAAGGUUCUAACAGAAUUUUCCACCAACUGUCAACAGUUCAUCAAAUACGAGUGCCUGGACUCUAGAAUUAGAAGGAAUGAAUAUGCAUGGUGGGUGUCACGUGACGGUGAAGAAAUGACCUACUUUGAUGGGGCGAGUCCAGUAUAUGAUGGCUGCGCCUGUGGAAAGAACGGCUGGUGUGUUAACCCAUCCUGGGUCUGUAACUGCGAUGAGAAUAAACAGACUUGGCGGAUGGACAGCGGUCUUCUAACAAACAAGUCCCAUCUUCCCGUCAUUCAGUUGAGAUUUGGCGAUACGGGAAGCUAUUAUGACCAGGGUUUCCGUCCCGAAGAAGGUUACCACACUUUGGGAAAAUUAGAGUGCUAUGGAAUGAACUGAGCAGUAAACUGUCGUCAUGCGGAAACGUAAGGGACGAAAAAAUUGCUAAUACUUCGCCUACGAGUCGUUCUCGUCAAAUUCUCAGAUCAUUUCGCACACGUCUCAGGUCAGUUGGUUGACGUUUCAUAGUUCGUUUAACAAACGUUUCAGGUCAUUCACAAACGUCUCGUCUUUGUUUUGUCUUCUUCGGAGAAGUGACAAAUAAAAUGCUGUACAGUUAACAGACGGUAUAACGUUGGAUGUUGUCCUUGAGUAGCAUUGUGUGAUAAAGUCAGAAU